Molecule: messenger RNA, 880 nt
Organism: Meleagris gallopavo (turkey)
Lineage: Eukaryota; Metazoa; Chordata; Aves; Galliformes; Phasianidae
Gene: RAB24
Product: RAB24, member RAS oncogene family
Molecular function (GO): GTP binding; GTPase activity
Source: RefSeq, a predicted model, not a curated record
GAGCGCUGCGUGCACCGCCGCUUCCGCGCCGGGCCCUAUCAGAACACGAUCGGGGCUGCGUUCGUGGCGAAGGUGCUGUCUGUGGGGGAGCAGACGGUGACACUGGGGAUCUGGGACACAGCGGGCUCCGAGCGCUACGAGGCCAUGAGCCGCAUCUACUACCGUGGGGCGCGAGCUGCCGUCGUUUGUUACGACCUCACCAACAGCAGCAGCUUCCAGCGCGCCAAGUUCUGGGUGAACGAGCUGCAGAACUGCGAGGAGGGCUGCCGAAUCUAUCUGUGUGGCACUAAGAGUGACUUGCUGGAGGAGGACCGGAGGAAGCGAGACGUUGACUUCCACGACGUGCAGGACUAUGCUGAUGAGGUCAAGGCAGAGCUAUUUGAGACCUCCAGCAAGACAGGACAGAAUGUGGAUGAGCUGUUCCAGAAGGUGGCUGAGGACUACGUCCACUUCACUGCCUUCCAGGAGAUGACAGAGGAGAAGGGUGUUGACCUGGGCCAGAAAAGCAGUUCCUACCUGUACAGCUGCUGCCACCACUGAGACCUUCAGCCAAAAGGGAAUUGCUGUGCGGGCUGCCUGCCCGCUGUUCUUUGGACUCCGUCUGUUUUUUACCUGCUGUAUUUUAGCUGUGUGAGAGCUGUCUGCGGCACGCAAGGGAAGCGCAGCCCCAUGGAUCACUCUGCUCCCUGGCCUCGGUGUGUGGAGCUGCGCGGUGCUGGGAGCCGCAGGUGCCCACCGAGGUGCCCCUGCUGCCUGUUGGCAGAGACCCAGCAGCACCCACUAACUUAUUUUCUUGGAGAUAUCGCCCGAUUCUUUGCGGAUUAUUUAAGCGUCUUCUAUCACGGUGUACAAUGUAAAUAAAAUGCAUUGUGGUCUGAGA